AUGCCGGUGAAGCUCUCAGACAGCUGGAGCAACCCCAAGUCCCCCAAAACAAGCGUCUCCAUCGCUGCGAACGUCCCAAGGCCGGCUGGGGCCAGUCAUUGCCACCAGACGGACCGCACACACGCGCAGCCGGCGCCAGUCCUCUGUCGCCGGGCCGACGAGCAGCUGGCCUCGCCGGUGCCCGCGCCUCUCCUCGGAACAGAGAUGUCGUCACCGUUGCCGUUCCCCUGGGACCCGGAGUCUCUCGAUCCGGAGACCCUGAAGCGCGUGACGGACGCCUUCCCAAACCACAAGGAGAGUGGCAUGGCCUAUUUCGGGCCGUCACGCUGCCUGGCCGUACCGGACUCGAAGCCGUUCUUCGAGGAGUACUACAAUACGCCGCUGCACUCGGGAGAUACCUGGGUCGUGACGCUGCCCAAAUGCGGGACCACGUGGACGCAGGAGCUGGUGUGGCUGCUACAGAACGACUGCGAUUUUGAGGGCGCCAAAACCAUGCUGAUGCCCGACCGCUGGCACUUCCUCGAACCCGCGGGAAUUACGGAGAAGGGAAUGCGCGAGAUGGUCAGCAAGGGCGACGACCAGCCCAUGAAGCGGCUCUUGUGCGAGCCGAUCGUGUCGCGGCCGCAGCCCUGGUUUGUCAAGACUCACCUACCGCUGCACAUGUGCCCGCCCAAACUGCUCGACACGUGCAAGGUGGUGUACGUGGCGCGUAACCCGAAGGAUGUAUGUAUAUCAUACUUCUGCUUCCUUGGCCUGUACAACGAGACUUCCAAGGACCUUACCCUCGAGCAGUUUGUCGAUCUCUUCAUUGAGGGCAACGUCUUACAGCUACCCUUCUUCCCACACGUUCUAGAGGCCUGGCGGCAGCGCAACCACCCAAACAUGCUGUUCCUUUUCUUUGAGGAUCUUAAGAAGGACCUCCGUGGAAGUAUCAUGAAAGUUGCCAGCUUCCUUGGCAAGAACCCAACCGAGGAAAAUCUGGACAAGCUGGAGGACCAUCUGCACUUUAGAAACUUCAAGAAUAACCCUUGGGUGAACUGGGAGUGGCUGACGAAGACUGUCUGUAACAGCGACGACCCGAACAAGAGCUUUAUGAGGAAAGGGCAAACUGGAGACUGGAAGAACCACUUCACGCCAGAAAUGGACAAGAAGAUGGAAGCGUGGAUAAAAAAGGAACUGGAAGGCACUGAGCUCACAUUUGUCAUGGAAAUUCCGGAAGAUGGAAAGUAACUUGACACAUUUCUCUCAAAGGGUCAACGAUAUUCGUCUCAAGUUGAUCGCAAGCCGAUCCAGACAAGAUGCCCAAACCGGCAAAAAUGCGUUGUUGUCUGAUCAUGUCUCCUGGUUCAUUGUCAUCUUCUGACGCUGCAACAUUCCGGUCCACUUAAUCGCAUUGACAAUGAACUCCACUAAAACUGGUCGUGUCUUUUUAUGUCUGUUAAAUGUCCUGCCCGUGUUGUACCCAUGCUGCAAUGUGCAUGUGUUUGACAUGUUGGAUAUCUUAACGGCGUCAUGAUGGCAUCGGUUGCCAGGGAAAUCCCGUGGAGGAAAUGUGGCAGGGAUGAUUUUUAUGGUUAAGUCAGCCAAAUAUUGUUUAAGUCAUCAAAUAUGCUAUAAAAUAUGCAUUUAUUUGCUACUGUAACAACACAUUUCUCAGGCUCCCAUAUACCAACCUUGGGAAUACGAAAACCAGUCUUAGAAUAAGUCGCGACUUGCGUAAUAGCACUGUGUUUGCAUUUGUGUUUAGGCAGCACGUGCAUCCACACUCACAGAUGGUUUCACACACCUCAGUGAAAAGGAAUAACAACAUACAUGUCAGUUGUGGAAAAAGGAGAGCACAGACAGAACGUGAAAGGCCCAGAUUCACACCGAAGUCAGCAAAAGGUAAAGCAAGCGCAUACGGAUCCAAAACAUCUUGAAAGCGGCAACCAACUGGCAAAAAAAAAAUGAGAUGCGUGAUAUAAGUAGCAAGAACGGUCUGGUCAAAUUCAUACAACGCAAUAUCAUUUGUUUGAGAGACCUUUUUAAGUGUGGUAUGCCUAGCUGCGCUAGCACUGGUGGCACCCUAAUAAACUUGCUCGACGCACAUGCGAGCCGCCAAA
Pollicipes pollicipes is the source of this 2102-nucleotide messenger RNA. RefSeq names its product sulfotransferase 1E1. Lineage: Eukaryota; Metazoa; Arthropoda; Thecostraca; Pollicipedomorpha; Pollicipedidae. Bases 1 to 1230 code for a protein of 409 amino acids. The transcript is spliced from 5 exons. Gene Ontology annotation, molecular function: sulfotransferase activity. The record is from RefSeq and is a predicted model, not a curated record.